AGAGAGAGAGAGAGAGAGAGAGAGAGAGAGAGAGAGAGAGAGAAUCCCAAGCUGGCUCCACACUCAGCACAGAGCCCCAACAAGGGGCUCAAUCCUGCAACCCUGGGAUCUAGACCUGAGCCGAAAUCAGGAGUCAGACUCUCAACUGAGUGAGCCACCCAGACACCCCUGUAGCUGAUAUUUUCAUAUUUUUUUCACCAUCCAGGAUCCAGUUGAGGUUUAUACAUCUCUUUUGGUUGUUUGACUUUAUGCUUUUAUUUAGUCAAGAGCAUUGGAAAAUUUCUGUAAAAGGAGAUUUUACAUACAGUUGAUGCAUGUGAACUAGUUGGUAUUAAGGUUUGAGGGGAAUGGUGAUAGUACGUUUCUUUUGGCUUCUUCCCUUUAGAAGCUCAAAGAUACUACCCAGUUCUGAUAUUUUUUCAGGUUAUUUCCUGUUAAUCUAGAUCCAUUAACAACAUUUGUAAUUAUGAGGAAGGCCAGGUAGAUUCGGAAAGGGAUUCAUACUUGUUUUCACUUGAAUGCUAUUCUUUAAUGUCUUUGGAGGAGUAUUCUUAUGCAUGUGCUUGUGUUUUUCCUACAUAGAAAGAAUUUUUUCUUGUAUCAGAUGAAUAUGCUUAUAAAUUGCCAUAAAUUGUGUGGUCUGUUCUUUUUUUGUGAAAUUUGGAUAUAAUGGCCUUAGCUGGAAGUUAGCAUUGAUGAGGGAGCAUAAGGCAAGCUAAGGGCCAAGCACAAGCUAGCACCACCCCCCUGCCCCCAAAUAUGUGAUAUCCCUCAGGCACUCUUGGCUGCCCAAAAACAAAGGAAAAAAAAAACAAAUGGUUAACUGAUAGAGAUCACAGUCAUACAGGACAUGGGUCUCCAUCAGUUUACAAAUACCUUGGUACAAUUACAAAAAGGGGGCAAUUUUAUCAAUAGCCUGAAGUCCAGGAACUCCCUACUAUCAUAAUGUUAAUGCUUUGUUAGAGGGAAAAGCAAUCUUAGUUUGACAAUAGCUAGGCCUCCAUGGAUUUUGUGAGUCUUUAGAAUAUGAAAAUCCCAUUGGAAACUUCCCCUUGACUUUACUUCCCACACACAACUCCCAGGUAUAUAACCAGUCACUCUUCACAACCCCAGUGCAGCUCUUUCUGCCCACAGCUCUGUCCCUGUGUUUUAGUAAAAUCACCUUUUUGCACUCAAGUUGUCUUCAAGAAUUUUUUCUUGGCCGUCAGCUCUGAACCCCCACCAUCACCACUAAACCUCAUCAGCAUGGUUCAACAAAAUGUAGCCUGGCAUUCAAGGUUCUCCAUAGUUUGGCCUUCAGCUACCUCUGUGUGAGAAGCCCCUGGUCCCUGUAGAAUCCAUGGAGCUCAAGAUUUUUGCAUUUGGAGACAGAAGAAGUGACCCUGGGGAAAGCAAAAAAGGCACCGUGGCAACCUGGUAACUCUGUGCACAGACCAAGACUGGUCAAAGGAAUGGAUUUUACAGAGGCUUACUCUGACACAUGCUCCACGGUUGGACUUGCUGCCAGGGAAGGCAAUGUUAAAGUCUUAAGAAAACUGCUCAGAAAGGGACGUAGCGUUGAUGUUGCUGAUAACAGGGGAUGGAUGCCAAUUCAUGAAGCAGCUUAUCACAACUCUGUAGAAUGUUUACGGAUGUUAAUUCAUGCAGAUUCAUCUGAAAACUACAUUAAGACAAAGACAUUUGAGGGCUUUUGUGCCUUACAUCUUGCUGCAAGUCAAGGACAUUGGAAGAUUGUACACAUUCUUUUAGAAGCUGGGGCAGAUCCUAAUGCAACUACUUCAGAGGAAACCACGCCACUGUUUUUAGCUGUUGAAAAUGGACAUAUAGAUGUGUUAAGGCUGUUGCUUCGAUAUGGAGCAAAUGUUAAUGGAUCCCAUUCUAUGUGUGGAUGGAACGCUUUGCAUCAGGCUACUUUUCAGGAAAAUGGUGAGAUCAUAAAAUUGCUUCUUAAGAAAGGAGCAGACAAGGAAUGCCAGGAUGACUUUGGAAUCACACCUUUAUUUGUGGCUGCUCAGUAUGGCAAGCUAGAAAGCUUGAGCAUACUUAUUUCAUCGGGUGCAAAUGUCAAUUGUCAAGCAUUGGAUGAAGCUACUCCCUUGUUCAUUGCUGCUCAGGAGGGCCACACAGAAUGUGUAGAGCUUUUGCUGUCCAGUGGGGCAGAUCCUGAUCUUUACUGUAAUGAGGAUGAUUGGCAGUUACCUAUUCAUGCAGCUGCACAAAUGGGCCAUACAGAAAUCUUGGAAUUGUUAAUACCACUUACCAACCGGGUUUGUGACACUGGGCCAGACAAAGUGAGCCCUGUUUACUCUGCAGUGUUCGGAGGGCAUGAAGAGUGCCUAGAAAUGUUACUCCAGCAUGGCUACAGCCCAGAUGCCCAGAUGUGCCUCAUCUUUGGGUUCAGCUCUCCCAUGUGUAUGGCUUUCCAAAAGGACUGCGAGUUUUUUGGAAUUGUGAAUAUACUUUUGAAAUAUGGAGCCCAGCUUAAUGAACUUCAUCUGGCAUACUGCCUGAAGUAUGAGAAAUUUUUAGUAUUUCGCUACUUUUUGAAGAAAGGUUGUCCAUUGGCACCAUGGAACCAUAUUUCUGAAUUUAUAAGUCAUGCAAUUAAAGCACAGACAACAUAUAAGGAAUGGCUGCCAUCUCUCCUGCUUGCUGGCUUUGACCCACUGAAUCUACUCUGCAGUUCAUGGAUUGACUCAGUCAGUGAUGACAUCCUUAUCUUCACUUUGGAGUUUACUAAUUGGAGGACACUUCCUCCAGCUGUUGAAAAGAUGAUCUCCACUCGUGCCUCAAACUCGUCUCGGGCUCUGCAGCAGCAUAUUGCCUGUCUUCCAUCCCUUACUCACCUUUGUCGUUUGGAAAUUCGGUCCUGUCUCAAACCAGAACACCUACGAUCUGACAGUUUUAUCUGUCAGUUGCCACUUCCCAGAAGUCUACAUAAUUACUUGCUCUAUGCAGAGGUUCUGAGGAUGAAUGAAGUUCCAGCACUGACAGCUAUUGAAGAUGGAGAAAUCAAUGAAGCUACUUAAUGCAGCUCCUGUCUUACUAUGAAAACUACCAAAACAAAGAGCCAUGCAGUACAAAUUCUUCAUGAUUUCAUAGUCAUAAAAGAUGAUUUUUGUUUGUGUGGUUGGUUAGGUUUUGGAGGGACAGUAGUUUAAUGUAAAUGUUUACAAUUGGGCUUUCUGGUAAAAAAUACUAAAAACUUCACUUAUGUUACUUUAUUUCAGAUUCACCAGCACAUUUUAUGUUGUAAAUUCAUUUAUGUAACUGUUUUCCACUUUAUUCUGUUAAUGAACUAUGAGGCUGCUUCUAGUGCUGAACAUGGCAUAUUUCCAUUUACAAUUCUGUGUUUACCUCGGGCUAGGAGCUUAGAAUGGACUGCAUAAAACUUUCCUGGAAGUGUACACAUAAUGGGGUUGAAGCUAUCAUCAUCAUCAUCAUCAUCAUUAUUAUUAUUAUUAUUUUAUUUAAGGUUGACUAUCUCUUAUGUUUAUAAAUAAGUCCAUUCUCAUCUCUUAAUUUGGUCAGUUCUAUGAAGAAUUGCCAUUCAUUGGCUUUUCACAGAUAAACUCAGGGGAGAAUUUUUUUUUAAAGAAUAUAGAAAAUGAAUAAUUUUGCUGUUGUUGUUAGUUUUACCCCACAGUUCCUUGAUACUGUCUUUGGUUAAAAGAAACUCCAUUUCUGCAAUGGCAAGAACAGAUCUAAACUCAAAGAUAGGCUCAGUUGAAAAAAAUUAGGUCAGUAUUGAAAUAAAUGAGCAUUUAACCACAUUUAGAGUACUAAUCAGGAGACUAACAGGGGCAUUUCUGUGGCACCAUCUUUAAAGAAAGAAAGCUAUGUAUUUCUGAGUCUCAUAGUAUCAAAUAAAACAUUCAAGCUCCUUUCAGCCUCUAUAUCAGAGGGCAGCUUUGAUCCUAUGAAGCAAUGACUGCCAGAUAUAUUCAUAUUAUAGUGUUUUUCCUUUUUAUUAUCUAGAUAGGUUAUAAAAUAGUCCUUGAUCCUAUGAAAUUCAGACCUCAGAAUCCUAGGGUAAUGAGACACCACCUCACUGGUUUUACAGUUGUUCAAUAUGAAUCUAUAGUCAGAGAGGACUAAACAUUGGAUCAGGAGAGCUACGGUAAGAUGCUGUCAGGACCAACCUUGAAAGAAAAUUUAUGAAAGCAUUACUGUCAUGACAGACAACUAGAAAUUGGGUCCAGAGGAGGGCAGGUCUUCUAUCCUGUUGGGAUUCUGUGGAUUGAAAUAGAUGGGAGUGUGUCAGGUGCAUCUCUGAAAGCCCUUUGCUAUUUGAUAAUAGCAGUGGAUGAAGUCAGACCAAAUGAUGGAAGCAAUGUUAAGGUCCAGAUGGAUGACUGAACUCCGUGCAGAUUAGAGCUAUAGUUGCUGCCUGUGGGUGGAGAUAGAGUUUGAAUGUGGGUAUACAGGCAGAAAUAAGUAUAGAUUUGGAAAACCAGGUGGAAAUUCUGAUACUUAAUAAAGAAAUUCCAAGGAUGUAUGUACUAUGUAGUAAUUUUUAAAUGUCCUAAUCUUUAUUUUUCCAAACUCCAAGUCUCUGAUUUUUAACAUAACUGGUUUAUUAUUACAGCUAGAUGCACAUAGAAUGUUUACAUUUGAGGGUGAAUCUUCUCGUGUUUUUGUUCAUGUUCAAAUAUGUAAUAAAAAUUAAACUAUCCAUAA
Messenger RNA from Neofelis nebulosa (Clouded leopard), 4680 nucleotides. It is a transcript of the gene ASB3, whose product is annotated as ankyrin repeat and SOCS box containing 3. NCBI's taxonomy places the organism in Eukaryota, Metazoa, Chordata, Mammalia, Carnivora, Felidae. The transcript has 11 exons. Gene Ontology annotation, biological process: intracellular signal transduction; positive regulation of transcription by RNA polymerase II. Gene Ontology annotation, molecular function: transcription cis-regulatory region binding; protein binding. The coding region runs from base 1452 to 3029 and encodes 525 amino acids. The record is from RefSeq and is a predicted model, not a curated record. Gene Ontology annotation, cellular component: nucleus.